AUGAAGUCCUCACUCUAUGUCCUCAGCGUGCUGCUGCUGUCCGCAGUAGCAAACCCAGUUGCAAACCCGGAACCCGACCCUCCUGCUCUGAAAGAGAGACAGGAGACCGCCUCUCCUGGUACCGGCUUGCCUAGGCCAACUAGCGCCCCUGGUAUCACUGACUCGUUGCCUACUAUUACUACUACCAGGCAAGGCCCGACUGGCACUUCUUCUCCUACUACCACUUCGCCCAGCCUGACAAGCACCGCGAGUUUGACUACCUCUUCCUCUACCAUCAGCGGCGGUAGGACUGGCACUUCUUCAUCUUCUACCCCCAGCUCGCCUGGCCAGAAUAGCACCUCGUCCACUACUCCUACUCCAAGCACACCUGGCACGACUAGCACCCCGAGCCCGGUCCCUAUCCCUCACACCCCGCCUGGCCCACCCACCAUCGUCGUCAACGUCGCCAUCGCCAUCGCCAUCUCCGGCGGCAGUGGAAAGGACGCCGCCGCCGCCGCCGCAAAAGCCGCCGCCUCAGGUGGAGGAAAGGAUGCCCAAGCUGCCGCGGUUGCUGCCGCAGCGGCCGCCGCCGGCGGGGGUAGCGCGAAGGAUGUCGGGGUCGUUGCUGCCGCCGCCGCCGCGGCCGCCUCCGGUGCGAAUGGAGGGGACGUCGCUGAAGCUGCAGCUGCGGCCGACGCCGCCGCAGGCGGAGGAAGUGAUGCUGCCGCCGCCGCCUCAGCGGCCGCCUCCGCAGGUGCAAGCGGAUGGAAUACCGCCGCCGUUGCUGCUGCUGCCGCCGCUGCCGCCUCGGGUGCUAGUGGAGCGGAUACCGCCUCCGCCGCCGCUGCUGCUGCCGUCACCUCCUGCGGAGGGGGUGUUGCGGCUGCUGCUGCGGCUGCCGCCGCCUCCGCUGGGGGCAAUGGAACGGAUGUCGCUGUUGUUGCCGCUGCUGCUGCCGCCGCGUCGGGUGGCGGAGAUGGGAAGGCUGUCGCCGAAGCCUGUGCUACUGUCGCCUCCUCCGCGGGUGGAGGGAGUGCUGCCGCCGCCGCCGCUGCGUCCGCCGCCUCCGAUGGGGCUGAUGGAGCUAAUGCCGCUGCUGCGGCCGCUGCUGCUGUUGCUGCUGCCUCUGGGGCGAAUGGAGACAUUACCGCUGCUGUUGCUGUUGCGGUCGCCGCCGCUGGGGGUGGUGGAUGGAAUGGCGCCGCUACGGCUGCUACCAAAGCUGCUGAUGCUGGCGAUAGCCCCGAGGAGGUUACCAACGCUAUUGUUUCUGCCCCGAAUAGUGGAGGUAUUGGCAAUAGUACUGGGACUGGCGGGAUCAGCACGGGCACCGGCAGUAACAGUACUGGAACUGGCAGCACUGGCAGCACUAGUACUGGAACCGGCACUCCCAGCACCGGAACUGGCACUACUAGCACGGGAACCGGCAGCACCAGUACUGGAACCGGUACUGGAAGUGGUUAA
This is a messenger RNA of Aspergillus japonicus CBS 114.51, 1443 nucleotides long. RefSeq lists its product as uncharacterized. The coding region runs from base 1 to 1443 and encodes 480 amino acids. Lineage: Eukaryota; Fungi; Ascomycota; Eurotiomycetes; Eurotiales; Aspergillaceae. The record is from RefSeq and is a predicted model, not a curated record. The transcript has a single exon.